CUGAAUUCCGGCAGAUCCCACAUCAAUGAAAGCAAAGCAAAGCCACCAAGCCAUCGUCAUGUCCACGUCGCUGCGAGUAAGCCCCUCCAUCCACGGCUACCACUUUGACACAGCCGCAAGGAAGAAAGCUGUGGGCAACAUCUUUGAAAACAUAGACCAAGAGUCACUACAGAGGCUCUUCAAGAACUCGGGAGACAAGAAAGCUGAGGAGAGAGCCAAGAUAAUUUUUGCCAUAGACCAAGAUUUAGAGGAGAAAACACGAGCACUGAUGGCCCUGAAGAAGAGGACAAAGGACAAGCUUCUCCAGUUUCUGAAACUGCGCAAAUACUCCCUCAAAGUCCACUGAGGACAGCAGGACCAUGAAGACCUUAUCUGAGUGGACAUUUCAGGACCAAGCGUGUUGGUGAGACCCGAACAGAGGCCGCACUUGGCUGCUGUGUGGCCAGCUUCUCCACCAGGACUCAGAAGUGGAAAGGAACACAGCAGACUGGCUGCAAAGACUCCAACCAGCUUCAUGCCCUGUGCUGCCGCAGUGGGGGACGCAGUGCCUUUGGUGAGCACUGAAACUUCUGUGCAGGAAAGGACUGGCGUUGGUAGCAGAGGCUGGACAGACGCAGAGAGAGCCGAGACAGCAGAUGGCUGGGGAAGAUGUGCACCCAGGGCCACUUGCCAGGCCCUAGGACUUAAAUUCAAACUGAUUCUUUCUUUCUUUCUUCCUUCCUUUCUCUCUCUCUCUCUCUCUUUCUGUCUCUCUCUUUCUUGCUAUCAAACUGGGUAGGGAGUAGGAGGAGGGAGAAGAAGAGAGAAUACCAAAUAUAAAUUGUUCACUGAAUUUUUUAGCUGAAUGUUCAAAAUGUUGUCAAGCCUCAAUGUUGUCUAUUGCUAUAGAUUUUUAGAGGUCAGUAAUGGAUUAUUUAUUUGCAUUUGGGACAGUGCCUAAGAAAGCACACAAGGCGUGAAGUAUAAGUUCAAGGGCUGAUAGGCUUUCCACAACUUAGUAAAACCCAUGCCACUUUCUGGCUUGUGUGUAAAGGGCUUUUAUACAUUCCAAAGAACGGGGUCCUUCAUAAAUCUGAAGUACUGUGAAAAAUUUUACAAUGUUUUUUAUCUUCUGACUAAUGCUAAAAUAUAAUGUAAUUAAAAUCUUUACAGUUGCUGUAGCAAGCAUUAGAAAGUAAAUGUGGAAUGUGAUAUUCGAAAUAGCUCAUGAAGAUGCUAUGGCUUUAUAAUUUAUUCUACAAGU
This is a messenger RNA of Castor canadensis (American beaver), 1243 nucleotides long. RefSeq names its product transcriptional and immune response regulator (gene Tcim). NCBI's taxonomy places the organism in Eukaryota, Metazoa, Chordata, Mammalia, Rodentia, Castoridae. Gene Ontology annotation, biological process: negative regulation of Notch signaling pathway; endothelial cell activation involved in immune response. The record is from RefSeq and is a predicted model, not a curated record. Gene Ontology annotation, cellular component: cytosol; nucleus. Gene Ontology annotation, molecular function: Notch binding.